AUGAUUUUUCUGCUCGGCAUUAUUCUUCUGUUACUUCUGGCUUUUAUCAGCUACUACUACUGGCAGCUCGAUUUCUGGAAACGCCGUGGUAUCGCAGGCCCACCAGGGACGAUUUUCCUGGGAAAUAUGCAUGAGCUGACAGAUGUGACAAAGCCCGUCGCAUUGGUGUUGCGAGAAUGGACAAAAACCUAUGGCAAAGUCUAUGGUAUCCAAGAGGGUUUGCAAAGGACGCUGGUGGUUAGCGAUGUCGAAAUGGUCCGCGAAUUGUUCACUAAAAAAUUCGAUUAUUUUUAUGGUCGAAAGAUUAACAUCAUUGCUGGAGAUGUAAACAACGAUUCUCGUGUUCACAUUUUCGAAGCACAAGGCGUGCGAUGGAAGCGUCUCAGAGCCAUUGCCAGCCCAGCAUUUUCCUCGGCUUCUUUGAAAAAGGUCCGUCCCACAGUGGAGAGCUCAGUACUUGCCUUGAUGGACUUCUUCGAGAAAGAAGCUGACAAAAAAGCUUUUGACAUCUUCCCGUUCUAUAAAGAGUUCACAAUGGAUGUAAUAUGCCGCAUUGCCAUGGGCCAAAAAAGCUCUGAAAUGUUCACCAAUAAAGCUAAAGUGGCCGCCAUUGAAUUGCUGUAUUUCGACGCAACUUUCGGCAGCCGCUGUUCUAUUUGGCCAGAGUAG
Molecule: messenger RNA, 669 nt
Organism: Ostertagia ostertagi
Lineage: Eukaryota; Metazoa; Nematoda; Chromadorea; Rhabditida; Trichostrongylidae
Source: the annotation of a GenBank genome assembly